Rhineura floridana is the source of this 4034-nucleotide messenger RNA. It is a transcript of the gene UGDH, whose product is annotated as UDP-glucose 6-dehydrogenase. Gene Ontology annotation, cellular component: nucleus; cytosol. The transcript is spliced from 12 exons. The coding region runs from base 566 to 2050 and encodes 494 amino acids. The record is from RefSeq and is a predicted model, not a curated record. Gene Ontology annotation, biological process: glycosaminoglycan biosynthetic process. Lineage: Eukaryota; Metazoa; Chordata; Lepidosauria; Squamata; Rhineuridae. Gene Ontology annotation, molecular function: UDP-glucose 6-dehydrogenase activity; NAD binding.
CCCUCCCGCGUUUAGCCCGUCCCUGAAUAAGCUGCUGCAUUUCUCCCUCCCAGAUCUCAUCAUCGCUUCCAGUGGAUCUCUUGGGCCCUGGCAUUUCUUUUCGAAUCAUCCCAAUAUUCUCCGCUUCCCGAUCACCUUCUCCCUCCUCAGCCGUCUCCCCUCUCUUCUUCCUUCUAGGAAACCAUACCCCAAGUAUGCCAGGGCCCAGGCGGUUGGUUUUGUUGCGACAAACUAAGGCGGCUACUCCUCUGCGGUCGGCCUCCUAGCCCGAUCCCUCCCUUCUUUUGCCCCCGGCUAGAUUCUCUGCACUCCCGUUCUCCUCACCCCGCCCUUUUCUCCUCUCCCUGGGCCUUGCUUCUCCCUCCCACUGCCCUAGUGAGAAGGGGCGGAUCAACUUUUGCUCCCCUCCUCUGAUGAAUAAGAAAGCGACUCUUUAAAGAAGGGCGGCUCUGGCGGCCCGCCUCUACUUGCCUGCUUGAUCCCUGUCUGGUCGCUCCAACUCCAUCCAGCUGCAGCAUCGCCUCUCGCUUUUUAUCUAAAGAACCGGAACUUCCUAUUAACAACCAUGUUUGAAAUAAAGAAAAUCUGCUGCAUUGGUGCUGGUUAUGUAGGUGGGCCAACAUGUUCUGUCAUCGCACAUAUGUGCCCGAAAAUUAAGGUCACAGUUGUUGAUGUCAAUGAAGCUAGAAUCAAUGCCUGGAAUUCUGACACACUUCCAAUUUAUGAACCAGGGCUAAAAGAAGUGGUAGAAUCCUGCAGAGGAAAAAAUCUCUUCUUUUCUACCAGCAUUGAUGAUGCCAUUACAGAUGCUGAUCUCGUGUUUAUCUCUGUUAAUACCCCAACCAAAACCUAUGGCAUGGGAAAAGGCCGGGCAGCAGAUCUGAAAUACAUUGAGGCCUGUGCAAGACGGAUUGUGCAAAACUCAAAUGGAUAUAAAAUUGUGACUGAGAAAAGUACCGUCCCUGUCCGUGCCGCGGAGAGCAUUCGCCGUAUAUUUGAUGCCAACACAAAACCUAACUUAAAUUUGCAGGUUCUGUCUAACCCAGAAUUCCUAGCUGAAGGCACAGCAAUCAGAGACCUGAAGAAUCCAGACCGAGUGCUGAUUGGUGGAGAUGAGACCCCUGAGGGUCAGAAAGCUGUUCGUGCUCUGUGCGCCGUCUAUGAGCAGUGGGUACCCAAAGAGAAAAUCCUUACAACCAAUACCUGGUCAUCUGAACUUUCUAAACUGGCAGCUAAUGCUUUCCUCGCCCAGAGAAUCAGCAGCAUUAACUCCAUAAGCGCUCUUUGUGAGGCAACAGGUGCCGAUGUCGAAGAGGUUGCAAGAGCCAUUGGAAUGGACCAAAGAAUUGGAAAUAAAUUUCUGAAAGCCAGUGUUGGAUUUGGUGGGAGCUGUUUUCAGAAAGAUGUUCUCAAUUUGGUUUACCUCUGUGAGGCUCUGAAUUUGCCGGAGGUAGCUCGUUACUGGCAACAGGUGAUUGACAUGAAUGACUAUCAGAGAAGAAGAUUUGCUUCUCGGAUAAUUGAUAGCUUAUUUAACACUGUCACUGACAAGAAGAUUGCUAUUUUGGGAUUUGCAUUCAAAAAAGAUACAGGAGACACCAGAGAAUCCUCCAGCAUCUACAUCAGCAAGUAUUUAAUGGAUGAAGGAGCAAAGCUUCAUAUUUAUGACCCCAAAGUGCUGAAGGAACAAAUCAUUCUGGAUCUCUCUCACCCAGGUGUAUCAGAGGAUGAUCAAGUGUCUCGACUGGUCACCAUUAGCAAAGAUCCCUAUGAAGCAUGCGAUGGAGCACAUGCCCUUGUUAUCUGUACAGAGUGGGACAUGUUUAAGGAGCUGGAUUAUGAGCGAAUUCACAAAAAAAUGCUGAAGCCAGCUUUCAUCUUUGAUGGCAGGAGAGUCCUUGAUGACCUUCAUAAUGAACUACAGAUCAUUGGUUUCCAGAUUGAGACAAUUGGGAAGAAGAUAUCAGCAAAAAGGAUUCCAUUUGCUUCUUCAUCUGACAUACCGAAGUUUAGCUUGCAGGAUCCUCCUCUCAAGAAGCCAAGGGUAUAGGUUUUAAUUGGCACAGAAGAGUUAUGAUUCUUCCCGUGUGAGCUGUAAACCAGCAUGAGUUAAAACAAAAAGGGGGAAAAAUGGACAAUUUGACCCUAAGUUAAGCACUUGUCCUUUUUAUUUCAAUGAGACAGUUAAUCAUGUCCUUAAAAAUUGCCCAUUGAAAUUAAUGGGACUAGAAAAUGCUUAACUCUGGCUGAAUUGUGCUAAAUAUUUUCUGAUCAUGAAGACAAUUUUUCAAAAGUAGUAGCGUUCUAGCUGAGAGAUUUCAAUCCAGAAUCUGUUUUAUAAUCUCUAUUUUUAUAAUAUUGGAACUUUUUGUCAUUGAAGUGAAAAACUGUACAGUCAUAAAUGAUUUUAGUAAUUUUUUAUCAAAAAAUCCAUCAGCUUCAAACUUCAACGCUUCUACACUGAGGUUUACAAACUGCACUUUACAUUUUUAUGGCAUAUGUUAAAAUAAAAAAGAAACAGGUUUUUGAUACUGUAAUCUACACCAUACCAUGUAACUUCGUUCUUUUUAGAACUUUUGAAUGACUCUAGUCAAGUGGGGGGGUAGCUUGCUCAAGGACCACUUUUUACCAUAAUAUAUGAACCCCAGGGGUUAACAGAAUAUCUAUCAUUCAUGUGAAGCACCACCCUGUUCAGAGAUGCCCAACAUAUUUUUGGUACAUAGCUGUAGAGAUGGGCUGUUAGGAAAACAAUGGUGUCUGAGGAAAAUCACCCUUCCUAGUGGUACUAUUACAAUGAAAUCAAUAAUUGAUUUUUUAUCAUUCUUAGAUUCACUGCCUGGGACAAGCUACCUCAUUCCUGUACUACUUUCGGCAGCGGGUUCUUGUCAGUAGGACAUGCCCCUAAAAAAAGGUGCAGAACUUGUUGAAAAGACGUUACUAAGCGUUAUAUGAACGAUACGCACUAUCAUUUUACAAACAUGAAAGCCCCAUUAAUGGGAGGGUGGGCUGCAUGUAUGGUCCAUAUGUUAACCAUUUUGUCAUUUGCUGAUCUAUCUGGUUGAUUGAGCUUUCAUUACAGUGAGACUGUUAAAAACAACUUAUCUGCUCAUCUGAGGCUAGUAAAAAUCCUCUCAAGGCAAGCACAGAGAUAAGCCUUUAUAACCCACAGGAGUUCAUACUUUUUAUUCUUAGAUUGCACAAAUACAGGCUAGUAGCUUUUGCACCCUUCAUUGAAAGGUUGCGUUAGAAGACAAGAAAGUCUUCACUUCCCGUUGUAGUCAAAAGCUACUUCUGUGUGGUUUGAGUAAGUUAUGGUACCGCCCUUGAGUGAACUCAAGCUGAUCGGAGCGAGAUUCAGUGAGAGUACCCUUAAAUACCUUAUAGGAUGAACAGCUAUUCCUCACCGUAAGUUCAUGUUGGCUUCUUGUGCAACUUAGAAACCCAAUUCUGCAGGGUUUCAAAUCUCACGUAGGGAGCCUACAUGUGUACAACAGGCUGCCUAAAGAACUGCCGGGGUGAGACACUGGAAACAUGAAGGAGGUGAGGCCAGUGAGCCUAUCUCCCCUUUCCUACAAUCUGAGUUGCUUCAGGGGGAUGGCUCUGAAGUCCCCAUUGUAUCGUUUGCCAUUUUCACAAUAAGAUAUACACAGUGUGUCUCAUUCUUUAUAGGUCAGAUUUAAUUUCACUAGAACAGAAGUUCUUAAAGUGAGAGCACUUGAUCAGCUGCCUUUCUGUCAAAACUGCCUCAAAUCAGUGUCCAAAGCAUUAUCAGAACUUUUAAAGGAAAAGUGGUCCUAUUACAGGAGGGUGGGGUGGAAUUAAUGCACAUAAAUUUAUAAGCUAAAGUCAAAAUAUUCAUUCCAAAUAAAGGAAUGCCAUUUCAUUCAUGACUACCAUGAAACUCAGUGGUUUUCCACUGAGUUAGUGCACAAGAAUAUUGCAAGAGCAAAAAGUAACGGAUCAUUGUCAUAUAUUAAUCAGCUUACUACCUCACUGUGAUUACAAAAAUAAAUUUUGUAUACUCAUUGGUAACA